This is a messenger RNA of Pelodiscus sinensis (Chinese soft-shelled turtle), 9687 nucleotides long. It is a transcript of the gene NEDD4L, whose product is annotated as NEDD4 like E3 ubiquitin protein ligase. Gene Ontology annotation, biological process: neuromuscular junction development; protein ubiquitination; receptor catabolic process. The record is from RefSeq and is a predicted model, not a curated record. Gene Ontology annotation, cellular component: cytoplasm. Lineage: Eukaryota; Metazoa; Chordata; Testudines; Trionychidae. Gene Ontology annotation, molecular function: sodium channel inhibitor activity; ubiquitin protein ligase activity; protein binding.
GAUGUGAGGAAAUAGAUUAUUCCAUUUCAACCCCCAUUAAAUGCCUCUAAGCACACUGAUCAUUUCAGUGCCUUCAUAUGGAUUUAUUAUUCUAUUUCAGAAUUACAGGCCUCCACUUGUAGGGAAUCUUGAAUAACUCUUUCUAGUUUUAAGUUUCUUUUCCUCUUUUCAGGCCAGCUGGCAGAGUGGGACGUCAGAAAAUUUGAAUAAGUUAUAUGUGAACCAGCAGAGGGUAGUAGUGUGCACAAGCAAGCUAGUAUGUGACAAUACAGUGGUGGUUGUUAAAAAGACAUUUUUCAACCAUUACCACACAAUGACAUCUGAGAAGUGGUAAUUGCCUUUAUAUCUCAUACUAACGUGUAGAUUGAGGGAGUAUUGAACUGAGUACUCUAAGACUAUUUUCUGUAGCAUGACUAUAUUUUUAGGGGCCAAAACAGUUAAUUUGUGUGUCUUUUUUUUAAUUCCAAGCAUAAAUACAAAUGUAAGCUUACAAUUACUAAGAUUUGCCCCCAGAAUAAUUUCUUACGAGUUCAUCUUGUUCCUAAACCAUCAGUGAGUUGUUAGAUUGCAGUAGGUUUGUCACACUAGACUAGACUGUGGUUGCAAGUUGCGUAUUUAGUAAAAAAGGGUACUUGUUUAUUUAAAUAGCCCAGAACCAUGCUGUUUUUUGAAAAGUGUAUUAAAAUAAUACUAACACCUGUGCUUGCAUGAAGCAAUCUACAGUGCUGUUACUGUAGCAAAUACCCAUGUUUUUCUUGUCGUUGGCUCAUAGUCCAGUUAAAACAAUAGAGGAUUGUACUGGCCCUUGGCAGUUUUAUUGUUUAAAUCAGCUUUUAUUUCUCUUGUACUUGGUUGUUUUUUGUAUUUGAAAACAAGCUAUUGUAAAACAGUGGUUUUAGGUAUCUAGCAGUAGUAUUGACCCAACACGUACAAGGGUAGAACUGUUGAAAAAACUGGGUUUUUUUUAACCGUUCAUAGGAGCCAAGUUGCCACUCUUUUAAUUGAGGUUAUUUCAAUUGUGUCUCUUCUGUAGAUAAACUUUUUGUUUAAACAGAUUUUGUUUCUGAUUCAUGCAAAAAUCUUCUAGAACUUCAGUGCACCUCAGUUAUGACAACCCCUUUUUAAAGGUUGAGAUUCUGCAUUGUGGCAGGGCUGAAUCGGGAUGUUUAUUUAAAUUUUUGGUUGUAUCCCAUAUGUUCUUCUUUUAAGCUCUUUUGGCUCUUUGCAAGCAUAGCUAUCCUCCGUGCUGGCAAUCAGACUUGUGGUAAUAUUGCAGACUCUCUCAUUGGAAGGCUGCCAACACUGGGCAGCAUUUCUGUAUGGCACUUAAGUAAAAUAAUUCCAAAAUGAUAUGCACACCCUUCUUCAGUUUUCGUUCGUCUUUGCUUCCUGAUAAAACUGGGGAAAAAAAACAACCAUCCUGUCUCUUGCCAUCUUGUUCAUUUCUGUUGCUGUCAUUGUGUGAGAAAUAGUUGGCAUAUGUAAGAAUUCUUUGUUCAAAUUUCUGUAUGCAGUAUAAAUAGGUUAUGCUGCAUUUAUAGUGAUAAGGUAAAAGUUAUGGAUUUUUCUGUAGUGAAUAAUUUGUUGCUUAAUCUUUUAAAGAACCAGAAAAAAAACCCUAGAGCAUAACCAGGGACUAAUAUUUAUUUGUGUUCUACCAUGGUAGCCUAAUGUUGAAGCAUCAAAACAGAGGAAGCCUGAAUCUGUCAUCUCAAGCCAGCUCACUUCUUCUCAAUCUGCAUUUGUGAAGCUGACUUGAACUAUCAACACUUAAAGUGCUUUUGUUGCAGUGAAGUUUUUGUACGAAAGUGCCCUGUGAAUGUGAUGUGGCUGAGAUUUAUAGCAGUGCCGAGUGUGCUUGCUGCCUUAGUCAGCUGUGAGAGCUCUCCCGCGGGGGCAGCUCUUUUCUGAUGGAAAAGGAGCAGCUGUGAAGGUGCUGUUUCAGGCUCUUACUGGUAUUUAAAAAAAAAAAAAAAAACUAGCUUGCAGUGGAGAGGGGGAACCAAGUCAUGUGAUUUCAACCAUCCUACCCUAUGUCACUGUGUGUAGGAGUGCUGAUUGCUCUUAUCCAAUCAUGCCUGGAAUGCUGCUUGCCACUUGGGCUAUUUCUGCUAUCUGUCGCUAUCAGUGCUGCAGUACUAACAGUUUGGCAGAUGGGACACUUUUUCUUGGAGUUUGUCUUUGUUUUCUAACUUCUGGCAGUGCCUGAAUUGUUGCUGUUCUCCCUCUCUUUCUUCUCUCUGUUAAACCAUGGCCCAUCGGCUGCGGUUUCAUUUUGGCUCUGGACGAAGCAACACAGCCCCUGAAUCUGAGAUCCUAGACCGAGAGAGAGAAGAUGACUUUUUCAUGGCAUUCCACACUUUGCCAAGAAGAAACAGUCCCCAUCCUUUCUCCCGACAUGGAGCGGAUUAUGGUGGCGGUGAUUUGCAAGGAGUGGGCUCCUUGAAAAGAAGUACAUCCAUGUUUAUUCCUCAGCUUCUGAACAAUAUUGAUGUGCGUCCAACAAGGAGCUCCUCUAUGCAGAUCUCUCUUCAGCGCAAAGCUGUGAACGGCUGUGCUGAUGAGUGCGGAGCCCCAGAGUCUCCUGAGGAGAUGCUGCCAUGUAAAUUCACAGACUCCAGGGAGCAUUACACAUGCCAGGUUGACAGCCCUUCUUCUUCUCCAAGCAGUCCACAAGGAACCCCAGAGAAUUCUCCACCCAGGAUGCCUGAAGAGAUUCAGGAACAGCUUAAUGGAGCUGUUUCCUGUAACCACAGAAUAUUUUGUACAGUUCCUUCCAAUAACUGGAAUGAUGGGGCAACGACUGCCCUAGAAGACGAAGCAAGCGAAGCAGCUUCAGGGUUAAAUCUAAGUGGCGUAAGAAUUCAACAUCGCGCUUCAUGCACAGACAUGCGUCAGGUUACGCUAUUGCCCUUUGGUUCUGAGGAUCAGAAUAACUCCCCAGCCUCUGAACCCAGGCGCUGGUCCUUGCAGCACCUGCCAGAUGUGUCAGCAAAUUCAGGGAAAAAGUUAUUUGUUUUCCAGUUGCAGCAAUCGCAGGCAAGUGGUACAGGUACAGGAAGUGACUAUAAUUUUGGUUUUACUGGAACAAAAGGGAAUAGAUUGGUCAGAUAUCCUCGUAUACGGCUGGAAAGGAGUACUUCCUACCCUGUACAGCCACGACCAGAACGAAUUAGCCCAGUAGAAGACAGAAUGAAUUCAGAACUGCAUGGAAAUAGCAGAAAUGGGUCAGAAAUAUCUAGAAGUAAUUCAGUAGAAAGGAUUCCUCAAGGGCAGGGAUGCUUGUUUAAAAUCAGACCAGAUCAAAACACAAGGCAGCAACACUUCAGAAUUCUUGUAACCCGUGGUACUGAAGAACAAAAUCAAAUGACUGAUGAAGAGAGCCCUGAUAUCCCUGGGCCUACAGCCGCCAGUGCCACGACUAGAGACGACUUCCUGGGUCAAGUAGACGUGCCCCUUAAUCAUCUACCGACAGAAGACCCAACCAUGGAACGGCCAUACACUUUUAAGGAUUUCCUUCUCAGACCAAGAAGCCACAAAUCUCGGGUGAAGGGUUUCUUGAGAUUGAAAAUGGCCUAUAUGCCAAAGAAUGGAGGACAAGAAGAAGAAAGUAGUGAUCAAAGGGAGGAAUCUGAGCGUGCAUGGGAGGUAGUUGAUUCCAAUGACUCAUCAUCUCAUCAUCAAGAGGAGUUACCACCUCCUCCACUGCCUCCUGGAUGGGAAGAAAAAGUAGACAAUCUGGGUCGUACUUACUACGUCAACCAUAACAACAGGACGACUCAGUGGCACCGACCAAGUUUAAUUGAUGUUGCAUCUGAUUCGGACAACAACAUCAGACAGAUAAACCAAGAGGCAGCCCAUAGGCGGUUUCGUUCCCGGAGACACAUUAGUGAGGAUUUGGAGCCUGAGCCUAUGGAAAGUGGCGAUGCUUCUGAACCCUGGGAAACCAUUUCAGAGGAAGUGAGUAUAAGUGGUGAUUCCUUAAGCCUCUCAUUGCCACCACCCCCAGCUUCUCCAGUGUCUCGGACCAGUCCUCUGGAGCUAUCUGAUGAACUGAACAGAAGACUUCAGGUCACUCCUGAUUCCAAUGGGGAACAAUUUGCUUCUCUGAUUAGAGAUCCUUCUUCAAGAUUGAGAUCUUGCAGUGUAACAGAUGCGGUUGCUGAUCAGUCUCACUUAUCACUGCAGAGUGGUCCAUCUAGGAGAGCUCGUUCUUCAACUGUCACAGGUGGUGAAGAACCAACGCCAUCAGUGGCCUAUGUACAUACUACACCAGGCUUACCUUCCGGCUGGGAAGAAAGGAAAGAUGCUAAGGGACGUACCUAUUAUGUCAAUCAUAACAAUCGAACCACAACUUGGACUCGGCCCAUUAUGCAGCUUGCAGAAGAUGGUGCAGUUGGGUCAGCAGCAAACAGUAACAACCAUCUAAGCGAGCCUCAGAUAAGACGGCCUCGUAGCCUCAGCUCACCUACAGUAACUUUAUCUGCUCCACUUGAGGGUAUGAAGGACUCUCCUGUGCGCAGAGCCGUGAAGGACACCCUUUCCAACCCACAGUCUCCACAGCCAUCACCUUAUACUUCUCCUAAGCCCCAGCACAAAGUGGCACAGAGCUUCUUGCCACCUGGUUGGGAGAUGAGAAUAGCACCAAAUGGCAGGCCCUUCUUCAUUGAUCACAAUACUAAGACUACCACAUGGGAAGAUCCACGGCUGAAAUUUCCAGUCCAUUUGAGAUCAAAAGCUUCUUUGAACCCUAAUGAUUUGGGCCCUCUUCCUCCUGGUUGGGAGGAAAGAAUCCAUUUGGAUGGAAGAACAUUUUAUAUAGAUCAUAGAAGCCAGGUGUUGAUAUGUGGAGACAUUGAUACCAGAGACUUAGUGCCCUCCUACGAUAGUAAAAUUACUCAGUGGGAAGACCCCAGAUUGCAGAACCCAGCUAUUACCGGUCCAGCUGUUCCUUAUUCCAGAGAGUUCAAGCAGAAAUAUGACUAUUUCAGGAAGAAGUUAAAGAAACCAGGUGAUAUACCAAACAGAUUUGAAAUGAAACUACACAGAAGUAAUGUUUUUGAGGAAUCCUAUAGAAGAAUCAUGUCUGUAAAGAGACCCGAUGUACUGAAAGCCAGACUCUGGAUUGAAUUUGAGUCAGAAAAAGGACUUGACUAUGGAGGUGUGGCAAGAGAAUGGUUCUUCCUGUUAUCUAAGGAGAUGUUUAAUCCUUAUUAUGGUCUCUUUGAAUAUUCAGCAACGGACAACUAUACCCUCCAGAUUAAUCCCAAUUCAGGUCUGUGUAAUGAAGAUCAUCUAUCCUAUUUCACAUUUAUUGGACGUGUUGCUGGCCUGGCAGUGUUUCAUGGGAAGCUAUUAGAUGGCUUCUUCAUCCGGCCUUUUUAUAAGAUGAUGCUAGGGAAACAAAUAACGCUGAAAGACAUGGAGUCAGUGGAUAGUGAAUAUUACAAUUCUCUGAAAUGGAUCCUGGAAAAUGACCCUACGGAGCUGGAUCUCAUGUUUUGCAUAGAUGAGGAAAACUUUGGACAGACAUAUCAAGUCGAUUUGAAACCAAAUGGGUCAGAAAUCACGGUAACAAAUGAAAACAAAAGGGAAUAUAUUGACUUAGUCAUCCAAUGGAGGUUUGUAAACAGAGUUCAGAAACAAAUGAACGCUUUUUUGGAGGGAUUCACAGAACUCCUUCCUAUAGACUUGAUUAAAAUUUUUGAUGAAAAUGAGUUGGAGUUACUAAUGUGUGGCCUUGGAGAUGUUGAUGUUAAUGACUGGCGACAACACACAAUCUACAAGAAUGGUUACUGCCCAAAUCAUCCAGUCAUCCAGUGGUUCUGGAAGGCUGUUUUAUUGAUGGAUGCUGAAAAGCGUAUCCGGUUAUUGCAGUUUGUUACUGGGACAUCACGAGUGCCUAUGAAUGGAUUUGCUGAACUUUAUGGUUCAAAUGGUCCUCAGCUGUUUACAAUAGAGCAAUGGGGAAGUCCUGAAAAAUUGCCCAGAGCUCACACAUGCUUUAAUCGCCUUGACUUACCUCCUUAUGAAACUUUUGAAGAUUUACGAGAGAAGCUUCUUAUGGCAGUUGAAAAUGCUCAAGGAUUUGAAGGAGUGGAUUAAAACAGCUACUUUUUUUUCCAUCGAGCAAGUUCUGCUUGAACUGUUGAAUUUGCCUAAUGGACAUAACCAGUGACAAUGGCAGAACUGUUGCACAAUCUUGGUUCAUGGAGCAAACUCUUCUACAGUGCAGUUGCCUAAAUUCAGAAAUUUGAACUACAACCUGUGGAUAACACUUGAUGUUUCCACAGUAAAUCACCAACUGGUUGACGUGACUGGUUGACGUGUACUCUAAUUACAUGUCAGCAGGACUUGUUCUAUUUAUGUUGUGCCUCUGUAGGCAAAGCCCUUAAUAAAUAUUUUACAUACUUUCUAUUGACAAUGAAUGGAAUUAAUCACUUUACAGGUAUAGUAUUACAACUCAUGUUUACUUUUUUAAUGAUUUAGACAUUUUUCAGAUUUUAUUUAAUCAAAAUUAAAAAUGCCAUGUUCUAGGAAAAAUGUUCAUUUUUCCUAUCUGAAUUUCAUACCAGCCUUGACACCAGUGGCAUUUUUAAUUUCAAAAUACAUUUUGAGCCUUGUGUCCCCAACCUAUCAGAAAAGCUGGAAUAACCAAUGUGAGAAAUUUUCUGCAGAUGGAAUAUAUUAAUGGCAAUUCUAAAAGCUUUUAGGUGAACACAUUAAUAUUUUCUGUAUCCAGAAGAAAUAGUACAGAUUGGAUGUUACAUUUUUGUAUAAAUCAAUAGAAGAAUUACAAGCUGAGAGAGGAUCAUAACGUAACAUGCCAAAUCUCACAGUCAAUAAAGAAAUCACCUCAUUAUUUCUUGGUAAUAUUUAUGUGUACUAUAAAACAUUUUGGGAUAGGGUUGGCAUUAUCAUUAUAGGAAAAAAUGCUUAACCCUAUCAUUAACUUUGUACAGUGAGUCUUUACUAUUCUUUCCUCUUUCCUAUUUUCAAUGGAGGCAUUUUGAAUGAAACCUGGCACUGCUUGAUUUGGAACUGUGGAAACCAGAUCUAUUUUGUUUCCUAUUUGUAUGCAUUUGCUAAUGAUACCUAAAUAACAGGGUUUUUUGUUUUUGUUUUGUUUCUAACUGCACCAACUCUAAAGGCACUUUAUGUAACACAUGGAGGUCAUAUCUUUAUCAUAAACAUUAAUGUGAUUAUAUUCCUUCUCACUGCACUUGUCUUUCAGGUGCAAUAUCUAUCAAUUGUGAAUUUGGCUGCUGCUGUAUAAAAAACAGAUGUAGAGCUGGGCCUGCAGACAUGUUCUCACCAAUUGGUUUUGUGAUUUUUUUUUUUUAUUCAAUCACAAAGAUUUAUUUAAUAUAUACAGUUGCCUAAUCAAUUUUGUUACCUAUGACAUGUUGCAUGCUUAAACUAUAACACCGGAGUUAUAUCUGUUGUGUGAUCAAUUAAAGGCGAAAAAGAUUUUGCAUUUGAUCCACUGAAGUUAAAUGGUUAAACACAGCAGUAGGGUUAGGUUUGUGGGUAUGCAUUCAGCAAUUUAAUUAUGUUCAGAUUUGUGAGGUUUUUGUCCACGUAUGUAACACACUUUGUUUUUGUUUUUUUCCCUAAGAACCCGACUAACACUUAUUCACAAGCAAAAUGACAGGGUGCAAGAAAAAACUGAAACCAUUUCACCCCUUAUUGCCAAGAACUGAGCUUUUUUUUUCUUCUUCUUCUUUGCACAUGCAAUCCGCUGCCAGCAAUGCGUGAGGCAGCAGUUGCUGGCAGGGAGUUCAAUAAGUAUUAACUCCAAAGCAGGAAAGCUAAUUUAGCAAAACUUAUUGAAGCUAAUAACUUUCAGCAAAUGCUAAUUUGUCAGACUUUGCUGGACUUGGGAUGCAGCCUUGGUUUGCUUGCAAAAGUUAAGAGUCAGUAGGUGCAUGAAGAAGUUUUGAACCUUCUAUUCUGAAUGUAGAUUAAAGUUAAUUCCCUUUCUAUAUUAAUUUUAUUUUCAGACAUUCCUUUUUUUCCAUCUGCUUAGCUGAAAAUCUAGACAUGAGAAUGAAAUGGGCUGAAUCUGAAUAGAUGUAAAACGUUAUACUGAUAGUCUCUUAUGCUUUUAGAGAGAGGGAUCUGAUCUUUCUAAUGUAUAUCUACAUGCCAAACUUUUGUAACUAGAACAGGGAAUUACCUUUAAAAAUGUCAUUUUCCAAGUUUCGUUUUCUUUUUCAAAACAAUGUCUUAAUAGAAAGAGGGUUUUUUGUAUGUUUGGAGGCAACAUUUUGCUUCAGUGCCAUGUCACAGAAACUUAUUCUAAGGACACUUAAGAGUUCUUGCUAUAGACUUGAAAUAUAAACUAACGCUUAUGUAAUAAGGGAGUCUAGUAGAUAGGUUGGAGGAACUGGGAGUAUGGAGACUUGGGUUCCCAGCUCUGCCAUCACUCUCACUGACUCCUUGAUUGAGUCAUUUAAAUUUGAUGCUUGUUUUCCCAUCUGCAAAAUGGCUUCAGAUGUGUGUAAAAUUCUGAAAAUCCUUCAGAUAAAAGGUUCAGUGUAACUUCAAAAGAUUAAAUAAUGGAGCAUAACAUUUUAAAAUUAGGAAAACGUCUUUUCAGAUUCACUUACUCAUAAACUAACAAUAGAAACUCUAAAAGAUUUCAGUAUACCUUACUGUAUUGAGGUAAAUUCCUGUAAAGGAGAAACCCCAUGUUUUUAUCAUUGAAAGUACCCAUUGUUGGAAAGUAAGUACAGAAAAUGUUUCUCAAAAAAUAUCUUCCAGUCGCUUAAAUUCUCUGGCCUCUAAACUUUACUGUAGAAGUGAGUCUUUCUCUUUUCAUCAGGGCAAGUUAGAGAUUCCAAACUUGAUAAUCCUGGCUAAAGGUAAAUUUAUAAUGUGAAAAGUAAAUUGUUCAGCCUGAUCCCAUCAAUGCUCAAAGCCUUCUGUCUUGCAUUUUAGCUUUCAUUCAUAUUGGCUAUAGCUAACAGGCAGCUCCUGAGCAGUGCAAUCCUUGGCCUACUCAAGUGGAUUUUAGCCACUAGUGAAGCUAUAUCGAUGUAGCUGCACUGGUGCACACUCGUAGUGUAAAUGCACUGCACUAGUGUAAAGCAGAUGUUGUACUAAGGUAGCUUACCCCACUGGCUAAAAACCCUAUUGUAGAAAUGCUCCUUGUUUCAGCCAAAAGGCCGUCAUGACCUGUGGAAUCUAUUCUUAAACCCAGGGAAUUUUCUUUAGUUUUGCAAAUGACUUGUGUGAGGUCCAGGCACAUAGUGUGUGCUUCUGCAAAACAGCACAUAUAAGGGAGUUUGAUUCAAUUCUGCAGAUUAUUUUGUAACUAAGAAGUGUAUAUGUUGAAACUGUUUUUGUGUUGCCUAUUACAAUAUAAAGUAGAUUUCUAGGAAUUUCUCUUUAUAUACACUGAACAUCUUAGAUGUUCUCCUGGAAUUCCUGGCAUUGUAUUUGAGGGAUUCUUUCUAGGGAAAGGUGGCUAAAUGUCUCUUAUUUAUUAAAUCUUAAUGAGGCAAUUGCUCUAUUUGGACUUGUGUUCUAACUUGAUGCCUUCAUUUAAUAUUCAAAUACACAUUCAUUUACCCUGACUAUGUAUGGAUAGUUCACCCUAGGGAUGUGAACGACUAGUUUCCUAGUCACUCUCUCCCCUCCACACACUUUGCUACCUCUAUCAGAAAGAGGCAGCAAGGGGGG